Colletotrichum siamense is the source of this 1173-nucleotide messenger RNA. RefSeq names its product Secondary metabolism regulator LAE1. The coding region runs from base 1 to 1173 and encodes 390 amino acids. Gene Ontology annotation, molecular function: methyltransferase activity. Lineage: Eukaryota; Fungi; Ascomycota; Sordariomycetes; Glomerellales; Glomerellaceae. The record is from RefSeq and is a predicted model, not a curated record. The transcript is spliced from 10 exons.
AUGACUGGUCCCGCUACCAACCCACCGGCCAGGGAGCCUGGAAACUUGGAUGCAGCCACAGCAACUUCAACCGCCGCUGCAAGCUCAACCAACACAGCCGCUCCAAGGGAGUCGCUGCCAACUGCCGCCCCAGCUGAUGCCUCUCAAGCCAUCUCCGAGCUUACUGUACCUGAAUCUAACGAGAUCGAACCUGCUGAAGAAGCUCCUACUGACGAUGAUGGUAACUCUGUUUAUGAGAGGGUUUCUUCUUACAGUGCAUCGCUGGUGUCCAGCGCAAUCAACUACCCCAUUGAAUACGGCCGUAGAUUCCAUUCCUUCAGGGAAGGAGUCUAUGUGCUUCCCAACGACAACCUGGAGAUAGAGAGACUGAACGUCGCCCACAACAUGGUGGUCAGAGCCAUCGGAGAUAGACUCUAUCUGGCUCCGUUGGAGAAGGAAAAGAUUCACAAGAUCCUGGACGUAGGAACUGGCACCGGAAUUUGGGCUAUUGAAAUGGGGGACUUUUUCCCCAACGCGGAGGUCUUCGGAAACGACCUGAGCCCUAUACAGCCCGAAUGGGUCCCUCCAAACGUCAAGUUCUUUGUUGAAGAUGUGGAGAGUCCGUGGAUCGACGACGAGAUGUAUGAUUUCAUAUUCAUACGACACAUGUUGGUCUCAAUUGCAGACUGGCCGAAGCUCGUCAAGAACGUUUAUGAUCAUCUCAACCCCGGCGGCUGGGCUGAAUUUCAAGAUCUGGAUAUUCAGUAUUACUCUGACGACGGCACUCUCACUGAGGAACACGAAACUCGUAAGUGGAACAAGCAAAUCGUGGCAGCCUGCGAAGGGAUAGGUAGAACCGGUCGGCCAGGACCACAGCUCAAAGGCUGGGUUACGGAUGCAGGAUUCCAGCGCAUUGCCCACCAAAGAUUCAAACUCCCUAUGGGGCCAUGGCCUGUCGAUCCUCACUAUCGGGAUGUUGGAACUCUCAACUUGUACCAGCUCUUGGAUGGCUUAGAAGGGUUCACUUUGAAGCUCUUCUGUGACCACCUGGGCCGAACUAAAGAAGAGGUCUUUGUCACGAUGGCGAAGGUCCGUAAGGAGUUGCAUGAUCCCUCCCUUCAUGGGAUCUUUGACCAUCAUGUGGUCUUCGCACAAAAGCCUGAGGUCAGCGACGAGGACAAAGGCGAUGCGUAA